AUGAAUCACUCAUUGUGGAAAAGAAUGUUAGUGACUAUUGUUUUGGUUUGUUUUGCUAAUAGAGUUCUUGAUGUAGCAACUGCUGAUGCAACAUAUCCGGCAUUGUUUGCAUUUGGAGACUCAAUUCUUGAUACAGGAAAUAACAACCACCUUUUUUCACUUGUUAAGUGCAAUUUUGCUCCCUAUGGAAGAGACCUGCCAAAUCAAGAACCUACAGGAAGAUUCUGCAAUGGGAAAAUUCCCACAGAUAUUAUAGCGUCACAUCUAGGAAUCAAACAAUUGGUGCCAGCAUAUUUAUCUGGCGAUUUAGGGGUUGAUGAACUUAGCACCGGUGUAAGCUUUGCUUCAGGUGGCUCAGGGAAUGAUGAUCUUACAGCUCAAAUGCAGUUUGUUUUAACGUUAUCGGCGCAAAUGAAAAAUUUUGAAGAGUACAUACAAAGUCUGAAUACCGCGGUUGGAGAACAAAAAGCAGCUUCCAUCAUAUCCAAUGGCUUGUAUUUGUUUUCAUCAGGGAACAAUGACAUUGCCCUUACCCACACUUUGAACAUAGCAAGGAGCUUAAUAUUAUUCCCUAUCUAUGCCGAUAUGAUAGUUGGAUGGGCUUCAAAUUUCCUCGAUGAUCUAUACAGUCACGGAGCACGACAUGUGUGGGUUCUAAGCACAUUGCCGUUGGGAUGCUUGCCCGGACCUAGAGCUCUAGCGGGUAUAUUGUUUUGUCAACAAUAUCUCAAUGAUCAAGCACAAACAUUCAAUACCAAGUUAGAAGCAGAGGUUUCUUCUUUGAAAACCAAGCAUCCUGAUUUCGACAUUAGGUUCAUUGAUGUCUAUAAUCCUAUGCUUAAUCUUAUACAAAAUCCUUCUAGUGCAGGGUUUGUAAACGUGGCAACCGGGUGCUGUGGGUCAAUUUUUUCUGGAGGGCUAUGCAAUCUCAUUAGUGGCUCUUGCCAAGAUCCUACUAACCACUUUUUUUGGGAUUCUGCCCAUCCGACCCAAGCAGGUUAUGAGCACAGUCUCGCUCCUAUACUACAAGCAAUGAAUAUUUCCUCGAUCGUCUCAUAA
Lotus japonicus is the source of this 1059-nucleotide messenger RNA. RefSeq names its product GDSL esterase/lipase At5g63170-like. Lineage: Eukaryota; Viridiplantae; Streptophyta; Magnoliopsida; Fabales; Fabaceae. The record is from RefSeq and is a predicted model, not a curated record. The transcript has 5 exons. Bases 1 to 1059 code for a protein of 352 amino acids. Gene Ontology annotation, biological process: lipid metabolic process. Gene Ontology annotation, molecular function: lipase activity. Gene Ontology annotation, cellular component: extracellular region.